UAUUAAAUUUAAAGUAUCUGUAUAUGUUAAAAUUUUGAAAAAAAGAAAAACAUAACCUAACCUAUUUCUUUUUCCCUCUUCGUGCCAUAAAACCACCACCACCAUCACCCUUUUUCUUCAAAUUUUUAGCCUAAAACCUGCUCUAGUAACAGCUGUGAGCAUAGACAAGUUCAAGGGAAUAAAAAACUUGAGGGCUCAGGAUCAUCGAUCGUUCUCCAAGCAAGUCGGCCAACAUACCUGAACUGGAACUUGAGGUAAGGGUAAGAAAAAAUUAAACCAACCAUGAGAUGACGGUCUUCUCCAACAAUGUCAUAUUGACCCUACCUGCCUGUGUGCCAAGUUGCCAGGAGUUAUUUUGGACUGGCUAUAUCUGUUGUAUUUUGAAUUGUGUUUUGAAUUGCUAUUGUAUAUGGUCUUUUGGUUAAAUCUUCUAUAAUAGGGAUCCCCGGAACACCUUUUUACUGCUGUUAUAAUGUCCGUUUUUAGUGUUUUAUUUUAGUCAAGUUUUUAUUAUUCUCACAGUUUUUAAUAAUUAAUAUAUUAGUAUUAAACUAGUUUAUAAAAUCACACACGUGGCGUCCCUAUAGAAUAGGGCGUUACAACUUGGUAUCAAAGCAGCCAUAGUUUUAAAGGUCCUGAAGACUGGUUGAAUAUGUACAUUUUCUGCGAAGACACGUCGACUCAUGGUACAGUAAGUGUUUAUGUUAUCUGCUAUUGCCUUACCUACUUAGACAAUCAUAGUGUAUGAUGGGAAGAAGUAGUAUGUGAAUAUUUUAUGCAUAUUCUUAUUGAUAUCGUUUGAAUUCUAAAUGGUUGAAGGUUUUUGGGUUACAGGAUAUUAGAUCAUGCUUCAGCAGUCUGGCCAUUUAAAUUGCGAGCUGGGGCUCGGGGUAGGUGGUGGGGAAGAGCAUCUUCCACCCCCUCAGGACUGGGAACAAUUGUAUGUUGCCAUGCAAGAGACGAUUAGGCAGCAAGGGGAGCAGAUUUGAGACCUGAAGGAGCAACAGGCUCGUCCUGCACCUAUACUAGCACCUCAGGUAGUGCCACAGAAUAUGGGGGAUCAUAUGGAACCAAUUUAUGAGCGGUUUCAGGAAACGAAAUCUACCUGUGUUUGAGGGUGGCCCAAACCCACUGAAGGCAGAAUAGUGGAUGAAUAUGAUUACUUCCAUCUUUAAUUUUAUGCGGGUUGAAGAUAAUGAUAGGGUACAGUGUGAUAUCUAUAUGUUACGGGAUGAUGCCCGGAUAUGGUGGGAGAUUGUUUCCCAAGGUUAUAAUCUGAAUACUAUGACUUGGAAUGCAUUCAGGGCACUGUUUUAUGAUAAAUACUAUAAUGAAUCCAUUCGUGCUGCUCAGGUUAAAGAGUUUGCACGAUUAGUUCAGGGUAGCAUGACUGUGACUGAAUAUGCUACCAAAGGUUAUAGGCUGACCAAGUUUGGUCCUGAUGAAGUGGCCAGUGAUGCUAUAAGAAAAGCUAAGUUCAUCAGAGGUCUUGAAGAGUAUAUUGCUAGAGAUAUAAUUAUGGCAGCCAAAAAAUCAGGGGUCGUGAAGAACUACCCCCAGAUUGUGGACUUAGCUCUCACUGCUGAGGGGGCUGAAAGCCUAAUUCGUAAAAAGAGUACUCAAAGGAAGGACGUGCGGAAGACCUCAUCUUGUACUGGAGUGAGUAAAAGCUUUAGCCCCAAUGACUUAAAAAGGAAACCAGAUGGACCACCGGUUGUGGAUCCAAAUAGAAAGUUUCAAGGUAACCAGGGCUUUCGUCGAGGCAGAAAUGAGGUUUGGCAGCCUUACCCUGAAUGCCCGAAAUGCAAGAGACACCACUUGGGUGAAUGUUGGUCUAGAGUUUGCUACCAAUGUGGAGUAGCAGACCAUUUUAAGAACAACUGCCCGCAGCUACAGAAGCCCAAGGCUAAGAAAGAGAGUCAUAUAGUUCCUGCUAGGGUAUUUACUUUAAUCCAAGCAGAUGUUGAGGCUGCCCUUCAUAUAAGUCUCACUUCCUGACUCUAACCAAUUGGAACUCCAUAUGUCUUUUGUGAGGGUGGUCUGCUCUAUGAGCUUCUCUUGCACCUUGAACAUGUCGCAAAACUCGUGCAGGUAGGCUUCAGUGAGCUAUUGCCCCUCCAGUUAUUCUGGUAGGGGUGGGUGUGACUUCUCAUUUAUCUUCUGCUCUAUUCAUCACCUCUUGCCAGAAUAGAUCCUCAUCGAUCAUGUAUCUCUUAUGUCGCCUCCAACGGAAAGAUGUUCUUUUUCCAUUGCAGAAAGCACAAAAUCCAGCCAUGAAAAAAAAUAAAACGAAAGCAGGUCCCCACAAAGUCAGCCCCCAUUUUCAAAUAAAUGGAAAUAUAGCAUCGGGUAUGACCCUCAGUUGAAAAAAAGCUAUGAAACACAUCUGAGACCCUAAUUUCCUUGGGACUAUGCUUUUAUUUCUGUAUCUUCUUUGUCAACAAUUAAGAUUCCCUAUUUUUAAUUCAUACUUGGGAAAGUAGGAGGUCAUUUGGCAACGAGAGUGGCUUCAUUUUUGAGUUUUCCCAAUUCUCGUUACAGAUUGUAAAGUGCUUGCCAAAGCAGUUUUUCAUAGAAGUGUGCCUAGUUGGCAGAUCAAGACUAUUUUUAUUGAGUUGUUUGAUA
Molecule: messenger RNA, 2625 nt
Organism: Cannabis sativa
Lineage: Eukaryota; Viridiplantae; Streptophyta; Magnoliopsida; Rosales; Cannabaceae
Exons: 3
Coding region: 1150-1998 (282 amino acids)
Molecular function (GO): zinc ion binding; nucleic acid binding
Source: RefSeq, a predicted model, not a curated record